AUGAAAAGAACAAAGCGUUUUGAAGCUAUAUCCGACGAACAAUUAAAACAAAGACAGCAUAAUCUUGAAAACAAAAAUACAACAGACAAUGAAAAGAAAGCAGAACGUUUAUUCAAGCAAUAUCUUGCAGAAAUUGGCGAAGAUUUAAAUUUUUGCGAGUUCAUGCAGCGAGGAAAAACUUGAUAAACAUCGAGGAAAAACUUGAUAAACAUCUUGCCAAGUUUUGGUUCGCUGCCAGAACAAAGAAUGGGCAAAAAUAUAAAAUUGGAUCUCUUGAAACUACCAGAUACAGUUUGAACAGAGUUCUGAAACGUUAUGGCCACAAAUUCGAUAUAACAAAGAGGGAAUGCACGGCAUUUACUGCAAGCAUCAAAGCCUAUGAAGAUGCAACGACUGAACUGAAACAAGAAGGAAAGGGAUUCACAAAGAAUCACGCUGCUGUCAGCCCUGAAGGUAAAAUAUAGCAAUAAAUUAUAAUUACUACAUUUAUGUAAACGUUGUGCAUUCCUUUUUAUAUGCAACAACAGAAAUUCCCUCAAUCCUAAUUUCAAACUUUGAUAUUUCUUCAGACUUGUACGACAUAUAUCAUAGUCGACAUCUUGACCCUGAUGCAGGACCAAGAGCUCUUCAAAACAAGGUUCAGUGGGACAUACGAUUCUAUUUUGCACGCAGAGGAUCAGAGAACAUGUACAAUAUGACGAAGACAACAUUUACCAUCAAAAUGGACGAAAAGACAGGUAUGCAGUAUGUUGUGAAAGUUGAAGAUGAAGCUACAAAAAACCACAAGCAAAACGAACAUGACAUUGUAACUGGCUAUAUGCCUGCUAUAAACGAUGACAAGUACUGCCCAGUAAAAAGCUUUAUUAAAUACACUCAAGCCCUUCACCCAGACUCUGAAAAGUUGUGGCAGACCCCUAAAUACAAUGUAUUUCCCACUAAUGGCCAAGAGAUAUGGUAUGGCCCAGGAAAUGUUGGCCACAACAAACUGGACAAGUUCAUGUCUAACCUUGCAAAAAACUGUACAUUGAAAGACAAAGGCUACACUAACCACAGCCUUCGAGCAUCUGGAGUAACAACCUUGAAACGCAACGACUAUAAUGAUAAGCAAAUCAUGUCCGUCACCGGCCACAGAAGCAGUGCAAGUUUGAACAUAUAUCAGAAAGUUGCAUCAGAUGAAAAACUUAGAAUGGGUUUAACACUUGGCUAUGCACUUCACAUAGAUCCUAGCUGUCUGACGAAAGAAAACGCUGGAGAUCCUAGCUGUCUGACGAAAGAAAACGAGGUAGCCUGUGUUUACCAGCAGCAUCCUCAUGACAACCACCCCAAACAAUCAUCCAAUGCAACCCACCUUUCUUUCCGUACCACUGGCACUGGAAACCAAAUUGUGCCUCUUCACAAGCGACAAGCUCCCCGUUUCACAGAAACUGCAACAAUUACCAAACGACCAUGUCUGCACAAUCUCCAGAGAGCAAACUCUUCAAGUUCUGUAACAGCUAAGCAGUCUUCAACAUAUGAUGACUCGAUGUUCGAAGAAAACAAUGCAGUUAGCGAUGCAGAGUUGCUGAAAGCAGUAAAUGAGUAUGAAGAAGCUACAAUAUCAGAGAAUGUUCAAUUCAUGCAGUCAUCUCAGACUGACUCAAACAAAAUACAGUGCAUUUCCAGGCAAAUAUUGAAGAAGAUGAGCCCACCUACAUUCAGUAAUUGCAAAAUUGAAGGUGGAAUUAUUAUUAACAUUCAUAAAGAUUGA
Messenger RNA from Paramuricea clavata, 1747 nucleotides. The record is from the annotation of a GenBank genome assembly. NCBI's taxonomy places the organism in Eukaryota, Metazoa, Cnidaria, Anthozoa, Malacalcyonacea, Plexauridae.